Messenger RNA from Cladophialophora immunda, 1964 nucleotides. RefSeq lists its product as uncharacterized. The record is from RefSeq and is a predicted model, not a curated record. Lineage: Eukaryota; Fungi; Ascomycota; Eurotiomycetes; Chaetothyriales; Herpotrichiellaceae. The coding region runs from base 37 to 1230 and encodes 397 amino acids. The transcript is spliced from 2 exons.
CUGAAGGGACAUGACUCCCGCUCUCAAUACUUUGAAAUGACGACAGAAGCUGGGGCAGAGAAGCACAAUGAAAAGCGGCGCCGAAAGUACACACGCGUGGGAGCUCAGCUGGAGAGGAAGCGAGUCCAAGAUCGAGCAGCCCAACAAGCGUUUCGUCAGCGAACCAAGGACACCAUCGCGCAGCAAGAGACCGAAAUCGCCGAUUGCAAGAGCGCCGCUGCUCAUUUGAGGCUACAGCUACAGGCUGCACAAAGCGCCCAGCGAGCAGCCCAGGAAAAGGCCGAUCAUCUCAACCAGGAGCUCGAGCGGAUCCUCAACACCCUCAGGAUGUUGACCAGACCCUAUGAACCUCAAUUCACGUUUACGCGCUCUGGACUGGACCUUGACAGUAGCCUAUACACUAUUCCUGGAAGCAGCAGAGUAGUUCCCAACGCCGCACAGGACAGGCCUCUUGAUCCCCUGGUCAGCAGUUUUCGACUUCCUCCAAUGAGCCAGGUAUCCAGUCCGUCCGGCCAGUUGCAUGGGCGCUCUCCCCCAUCGCCAGGCACGACGCUAGCAUCAAUUCAAAUGACAGCUGGAACAGCAGAGAUGCUCAUGGAAACGCCCAUCUUCUGCGAGUCCACAUGCGCGCUCGACACCAUACUCCUCAACUUCCUCAGCUCCCAGCGCGCAAUGGUCGCAAUGGGCCACUAUGAACAAGGAUCUGGCCCCCCCGCACCAAACCUGGCCAGGUUGUCGGAUUUGACAAGUUGCUGGCCCCUACAUGCUCUGACAAGAGUCAUAUCAGACAUCAACGCGAAGUUCGAUGUCAUUCGCGGAAUCCCAGAGAAGACUGCGGUGCAUUGGACAUUCCACCAUCUCUUGAGGUGGCAAAUUCAUCCCACACAGCAGAACUACCUUCAGAUUGUACCCUGGCUUCGACCGCGGCCCUGCCAGCUGCAAAUUCCCCACCCGCCAUGGAUGACCUUAGUCCCUUGGCCUGAGAUGAGGGAAGUCAUGAUCAGGGACUAUCAGAGUUUCCAUCAACACGACUUCUUCCUCCCUUACACAUUGAAGCUGUCGCUCAAUUGGACCGGUGAAAAUUGUCUAUCAGCCGAUAUCGACGAAGCAGCGGUAAGGAUCAAGCCGAGUUUUGAGAGGCACAUCAGUGAUUUGGACAACUGGAGCCUGGGCACCUGCUUCUUGCAGGCUUUCCCCAAACUUGAGGGUACAUUCACAGUCAAAGACUGAUGACUGGUAGCAACACUCAUCAAGUGGAACCAAUGAUCUGAGAGGCUGCACACCGCAGGGACAUUUGGCAACACCCCCUGAAUGCGUCACCUCGGAUAGAGUGAACCAGGGCUUGCAGUUUGACGAGGAGCACUUGCACGAUACCUUUGCACAACAUCGCAGCUUACUGGGUGAGUCAAGAGAAAGGGAAGAGUCAAGGGAAGGUGAGAGGCAUUGUCACGUGCGAUGCAGAGUCCAGUGAUCAACUGGUUCUACGAAAGCCCGAUCUUGAGGCCUCACGCUCCGAGACCGGGCAAGCCGGGCAACAGAGAUUUCGAGACGCAGACCGGUAGCGAAAGAGGGCACUCUUUCCUUACUUCCCCAACUUGUUGCUCCCUCCGAGGCGAUCAAGCGACCAAACGGCUAGGGCUCGAACUCGAUGAGGGAUCAACUACCGUGACUGCCGUGCCGAAGAUAUAUAAAUCCAGGAGCGCUGGGAAUGCAUUCGGGCUCGCGGGCUCCAAAGCUGCAGGCUCAAUGCAAGAUAGGGGAGGAAAGCAGCAACGAUGGACACUGGAAAUGUUUCGCGAGAUUACAACCGCGCUUGUUUGCGGAGAUGAAUCCAGGAAAUGUGCUAGCCGCCCUGCGGCGAUAGCAUAGUUGAUUAUACACGCAGUUUGUCUAAAUGAUCACUGUGCAACGCGCUACGUCAGCGUCUUUGGUUCCUUCCACCCAGCACCACUAAGUUGCGAAGG